Molecule: messenger RNA, 1704 nt
Organism: Mesorhabditis spiculigera
Lineage: Eukaryota; Metazoa; Nematoda; Chromadorea; Rhabditida; Rhabditidae
Source: the annotation of a GenBank genome assembly
AUGGCGUUACCCGUUUUCGAACUCGAUAGCGUCUCUGACAAUACCUCAUCAUGGGGACCUCGUCCUGUUGUUGAAGAGCAUGACAUGCCCUUCCAGCAAUUCAACAAGGCUGAUCGUAUCGGUCGGGUUGCUGACUGGAUAGGUGUUGAUCGUUAUUUCCGUCGUGGCGAACGCUACAACGAGCGUGUCUACGGUUCGGCUGCCAACGCCGGCUCGCAAUUCGAUUAUGUCCACGAAAUGGACGAGAACAACUUCCAGUUGGUUGACUCGUCACGCCCGGUGCAACGCGCUCCUCAGCGCAACUUCCGCACUCGCCAGAUGCACUUCAAGAAGUUGCUCCAAAACCAGCAGGAUCGUCGCGAUACCGUCGAGCUGAACCGUUCUCAGAAGAUGAAGCGUUCGAUCGCAAAGGAGCAUCAACGUGCUUACAAACAAUGGCAACGCAGAGGAGGACAAGCUCGUCAGGGUCUGGGCCCACGUGGUGGCCGUUAUGGAGACAACCGCCCGAAGGAUCGCAUGCCAUCGGUGCAAGUGCGCGGCGACUGGGACGUGCUCGAGGAGCUCGAUUUCCCGCGUUUGGCAAAGCUCAGCCUGCCCGGCAUCGCUGCGACCGCCCAGGAUAUCGGGGAUCACCAGUAUGGAUCGUUGUACUACUACGAGAAGGCGAUCGAUCGUGUCUCGGUCAAAAACCCGACACCACUGCUUCGCUGCGGCGGCGCAUUUUACAACGUUACCACAACUGAAGACCCGGUGAUGGAAAAGCUGGCCAUGGAGAAGGUCGGCAACGUCUUUGCUACCGACAUCAUCCUCGCAACGCUGAUGACGGCCCCUCGAUCGGUCUACUCUUGGGAUAUCGUCGCCCAUCGUGUGGACGACAAGAUCUUCUUCGAUCGGCGUGAUACCGGCGGUUUUAGCAAUCCCGUGGAUGCUCUGACCGUCUCGGAGACGAGCCCCGAUCCGCCCACAAAUGACGCAGCUGCGGCAAACAAUGCCAAGGAUCUGGCCACCGAAGCGCUCUACAUCAAUCAAAACUUCCGCCGUCAGGUACUCCGUCGUGAUGGCGAGACCUACAAGAUGAAGCACACCGAGUACCCCUUCGACGAUGAUAACGACCAGAAUGAUGCGUCAUGCGCCUACAAAUAUCGCAAAUUUUCGCUUGGCACUGGAGCCGACGGAAAGCCGAUCGAGCUUGUCGUGCGCACGGAGCAUGAUGGUGUUAUGGUCGGUGUCAAUGGGGAGGUGCAGACGCUGACUAUCAAGGCCUUCAACGAAUGGGACAGUACUCAGUCCAACGGUGUCGACUGGCGAUCAAAACUUGACGGGCAAAAGGGAGCUGUCCUCGCCACCGAACUCAAGAACAACGGCUGUAAGCUGGCCAAAUGGACGGUUCAGGCCGUGCUCGCCGGCUCUGACGCCAUCAAGUUCGGCUACGUCUCGCGCCUUACGCCGAAGAACACUGCCCAGCACGUCAUUCUCGGCACCCAGCAGCUGCGGCCCAUGGAGUUCGCCCAGAACAUCACGCUCAACUUUGACAACUGCUGGGGAAUUCUGCGCGUUAUUAUUGACAAUUUGAUGAAGCGCAAGCCCGGCAAGUACCUGCUGAUGAAGGACCCGCACGCGCCAAUCGUACGCCUCUAUGGGCUGCCCGACGGCACCUUCGAGAGCGACGACGGCAGCGACGAGGGCCGCUCCGAAGAUGAUAAU